Didymodactylos carnosus is the source of this 702-nucleotide messenger RNA. Lineage: Eukaryota; Metazoa; Rotifera; Eurotatoria; Philodinida; Philodinidae. The record is from the annotation of a GenBank genome assembly.
AUGGGAGUAUUACGUCCAUUAUUAAUCUUUUCUCGUACAAUGUCUGCUCCAUCUGGCUCUAAGCCAAUUCAGUUGUAUUCACUGGCCACACCAAAUGGUCAAAAAAUUGGUAUCGCAUUAGAAGAAUUUGGCGUGGAAUAUGAUGCACAUUUAAUUGAUAUUUCAAAAAAUGUACAAUUUGAGGAUUGGUAUAAACAAAUAAAUCCGAAUAGUAAAAUUCCAGCGAUCGUUGAUCGUCAAGGACCCGGUGGUAAAGAAAUUUGUGUAUUUGAAAGUGGUGCUAUUCUUAUUUAUUUGGCUGAUAAAUAUGGUAAAUAUUUAAGUCCAGUAAAUACUCCUGAACGUUAUACUACACUCGAAUGGAUAAUGUGGCAAAUGGGCGGUGUAGGUCCAAUGUUUGGUCAACUAAAUCAUUUUUAUAAUGCUGCUCCAGAAGACAUUCCAUAUGCAAAACAACGAUAUUUAAAUGAAGGAAAACGUUUACUUGAAGUUCUGGAUAAACAAUUAUCAUCGAAUAAAUUUAUAAGUGGACAAGAAUAUACAAUUGCUGAUAUGUGUACAUGGCCAUGGGUAAAUGCAUUUUUUAAAGGGCAUAAAGAUAAAUUAGGUGAUAAAUCAUUUCCAAAUGUUGAAAAAUGGAUAGAAACAAUUGGCAGUAGACCACAAGUACAAAAAGGCAUUAAAGUUUGUGCAAGACAAUAA